This is a messenger RNA of Asparagus officinalis (garden asparagus), 1146 nucleotides long. Its product is annotated as phosducin-like protein 3. NCBI's taxonomy places the organism in Eukaryota, Viridiplantae, Streptophyta, Magnoliopsida, Asparagales, Asparagaceae. The transcript has 4 exons. Bases 84 to 842 code for a protein of 252 amino acids. The record is from RefSeq and is a predicted model, not a curated record. Gene Ontology annotation, cellular component: cytoplasm. Gene Ontology annotation, biological process: protein folding.
AAUCGGGGAAAAAAAAGGACAUAGAAAGAAAAUCACAGAACAGAGCAAGAGAAAGCGAGAAACAAGAUCCAAUCUUGAGAUCAAUGGCGGAUUACCACUUCGUAUACAAGGACGUCGAGGGCGCCAGCACUCAAUGGGACGAUAUCCAGCGAAAGCUCGGCAAUCUCCCGCCAAAGCCCGCGCCUUUCAAGCCCCCAGCCUUCACUCCCGCCGACGACCCCGACCUCCAGCCAAAGUCCAAGUCUUGGAUCGACGAUCGCACCGCCGACGAGCUCGAGGACCUCGAGGACGAUCCCGAUCUCGACGACGAUCGGUUCCUCGAAGAGUACAGGAAGAAAAGGUUGGCGGAGAUGAGGGAGGCUGCGAGGGUUGCGAGGUUCGGAUCGGUGGUGCCGAUAUCGGGUUCGGAUUUUGUGAGGGAGGUAUCGCAGGCGUCAGGUGAUGUUUGGGUUGUUGUGCUCCUGUACAAAGAUGGUAUACCGGAAUGUGAGCUACUUUUACAGUGCUUGGAGGAGCUUGCAAAAAAAUACCCGGCAACAAAAUUUGUCAAGAUAAUCUCCACAGAUUGCAUUCCGAACUAUCCGGAUCAUAACCUGCCUACUAUUUUGGUGUAUAAUAACAGUGCUGUGAAAGCAACUUACGUGGGGUUGCGUCACUUUGGUUCUCGGAAAUGCACACCUGAAGCUGUUGCUUUAGCGCUUUGUGGGUCAGAUCCAGUGCUAAAUGAUGGGCGAAGUGGGGAUUCAUCCAAGGAUGAUGUUAUAGAGGGUGUGCGCAAAAGAUUCAUUGAGAAGUUCGUAACACAGCAUGAAGAUCGCGAGGAUGAAUACUCGAGUGACUAGUAACAUCCACGUCACUUUCUUUUUAAAAUUUAUACUAGGUAUGAGUGAUUUUUUUUUGGCGCUUUACAGCUUCAUCUCUUUGUUAGUAGCCUGAGCUAACGUGUACUGUUUGUUGUGUCACAAGUCCAAUCCUGGUUCCAGAGAAAGAGUGAUAUAUUUUUGCGUAGAAUACUGCUUUCGUUUCCUGUAUGUUAGCUCUGCCGAAGAUGUAAAUGGACAUCGAAUCUCUAUUCGAUUGCUUCUAAAUAGAAAUGUAAUGUAUUUUUAACAGUAUCCAGCAUGGAUGUCAGCGGUUGGAUUGCAA